ACCCAGAUAACGAAAGCGACUGGAUCGUCUGCAACUGUAGAGAGGUGUAGUAGAACGUUGACUGAGCGAAAGAAGGACUCGUGACUUGCCAGAUCGAAUGUUUGGUACUUUUGCAUUUCUUGUUUUAAGCAGAUAUUACUAGGGGCAAAUAUUACCAUUGCCCUAAUUUCUCCGACACAUUGUAUGCCGAUUCCCCAUUUCUGGUUCACUGACAUUAUGGGUGCCAACAGUUUUUUGAACAUUUAGACUAUUCACUGUUUAUUAAUGAGUUUCACUUCGUCGUCGAAACACAGACUUUUAGAUAUUACUGCUUGCAGGGACGAAAUAGCCCUUAUUAUCGAAGAAAUUUCUACGAAGGGAAGUUGUCACUUUUACCAAUAUUAUUGUAUAAGUUUCUGUUUUAAUAACUUUGACUUUAUUUACUCGGCCUAGCUUACGUUUUUCUUUAGUGCCAUAUACGAAUCGUAAGGUAUAAAAAUGCUAUAUAUUGUUUAAAUUUUUAAAAAAUGUGAAAGUUUUAAAAUUCGAGAGAUUUAAAAAUAUAAACAAUUGGUAACAAACUUUAAACCACACGCAUAAUAUAUUUUAUUCUGGAUUUUCAUUUUAGUUUAAAAAGGCGUAGUUAUAUUUUUCAUGCCUUUGGUAAUACUAUCAAUCUUUGGAUAACUGGUUCUAUGCGUGAGAAAAUAAAAGACAGAAAUAUAUAAUAUAUAUUCAACGGAUAAACAGGAAAAAGUCUGCUAUUACUAGCAAUAUUUUUUUACCAGUGUCUCGUUACUUAACAUUAAGUGAUAACUGAUGACACCGUACGUUGUCGAUGAAGAUAAAAACAACUCUACUCCAGCAAAACCCAAAUCCAUCAUGGUCCAUAAUUUGAUGAAUGGAGAAACAGCCCAACCAGAAAAUGAAUCUAAGCCUAAUGGCGAAACGAACGGCAUAUCCGUAGAUGCGGUUCCAGAAAUGAGGUUCAGCGGAGGAGGUACGCCUGUUACCCCAUCUAAAGGAAUCAUCAAUGGUCGAGCGGUAGGAGCCCAAACCUUGUUAACUAAUGGCAAAACAAAUGAAGGAAGAGUGUUAAAAAGAGUUUCUUUCGGUAGUUCGAAGGGAUCUAUGGUUGAAACACUCAUCUAUGACCACCAGGAUGACCCACUGGAAUUUCCCGUGUACAUCGUUCCUCUAGCGGUUAAUGGGUGAGUUAUUCACUAAAAUCAAUGCUUCUAUGUAGGAGUAGUG
Limulus polyphemus (Atlantic horseshoe crab) is the source of this 1233-nucleotide messenger RNA. RefSeq lists its product as uncharacterized. The transcript has 2 exons. NCBI's taxonomy places the organism in Eukaryota, Metazoa, Arthropoda, Merostomata, Xiphosura, Limulidae. The record is from RefSeq and is a predicted model, not a curated record. The coding region runs from base 799 to 1194 and encodes 131 amino acids.